GCUGGUGGCGCUGUCAUCGAUCGACGGCUUCGGGUUUGCUCUUGCCUGCCUCGCUGUUAUUUUUUUCAUGGCCGACGCUAAAUUUGAGGAAAUUGUACUUUUGCCAGCACCAUUGCUUUUGAUAACAGUGAUUACUUGGCCAACUCAACUCACAUCGUAGUCGCUUCGCAGGAGAAUGGUGCACUGGUAGCGUCCGCAGCGAAAAUGGAAGGCCUCCUGUGGAAAUGGACAAACUACUGGAAUGGCUGGCAGACUCGUUGGUUUGUGCUCGCCGACGAUGGGACACUCUCGUACUACAACACAAAGGAGGAAAUGGGGCAGGGCUGCAAGGGUUCCAUGAAAGUGUCCGCCUGUGAAAUCAUCGUGCACCCUGUCGACUGUUCUCGUAUGGACAUAGUAAUUCCUGGCGAGCAACACAUGUACCUCAAGGCGCCCAGCCCUUCAGAUCGACAGCGAUGGCUUGUGGCUCUUGGCAGCUGCAAAGCUUGCUUAAACACUGCGGGACCCCGCAGAAAUUCAGGCUCAGACAUUGAGAAGCAACUGGAGAAGGACUGGGAGCGCAGGCAUGAAAAACGAAAUACCUCGCCAUCGUCGCCAACCAACAGCCGAAGAGGGAGGUCGAGGGAACGCUCGCCGGAUCGAAGAGGCCGUCGUCGCUCUUCCUCUAGGGAAAAACGUAGAGACCGAUCGCGGGGCAGGUCGCGUUCACAUUCUAGGGAAAGGUCAAGGGACAGGUCUCGUGACAGACAUAGAUCAAGGGACAGGUCUAGAAGCAGGGAUAGGCACAGAGGGAGGGACCGGGAACGGCGAAGGGAAAAAUCGGAAAAGAAUGGACGGUCACCCACACCCCCUUCCAUGUCUGCGGCUUUUGGAGAGGGUCACUCGACUGAAUUUUACAAGACUCAGGCCCCCAAUAACACCAUCCUAAUUAGAGGGUUAGCUACAUCUUGCUCAGAAAAUGAUUUGAGGAGGGAAAUUAUGUCAACGGGGCUGAUGCCAAAAGACAUUCGACUCAUAAGGAAGAGGGAGACUGGAGAGUCCCGAGGAUUCGCCUUCCUGGAAUUUGCCUCGGUGAUGGAGGCCAAGCAGUGGAUGGAACUCAAAGGAGGCACCCUGACCAUUGCAGGUGAGCCCUCGGUUGCCUUUAUGCAGUACAGCUUCCCGAAAAGUUCACAGGCGCCCAAACAAAACGCCCAGGACUGGUUCUGCCUCAAGUGCACAGCGCACAAUUUUAAACGACGUGACUUCUGUUUUAAAUGCAACGCACCCAAGGCCGAACAAGACAUAGGUGGGGAAGGAUUUGACGAGGUCAGCCCUCAUCCAACCUACACCUUGCUGCUGCGGGGCCUCGACGUCCUGACCACUGAAGAGACUGUACUGCAGUCAAUCCAGGGCCUUUCUGCCGCCAUUCCGAUCCGCAGCAUCAGAAUUGAUCGGGACACGUUGACCAACACCUCCAGAGGGGUGUGUUAUGUUGAGCUCAACUGCGUGCAGGACGCCAUGGCCCUUCACUCGAACUUGAUGGCCGCCGUGCCCCUGAUCAUUGACGAGAAGACUGUCACCGUCUCGUACUGCAAACUGCAGCAACGAGCAACUCCCUCGUCUGUCAGCCAGAAACCCAUGAAGUACACCUCGGACGAAAUAAACCAAAUGGCUGAAUACUCUGCCCAGAUGUAUGCGACUAACGAAGAGGAGUUUAAGUCUUACAAGGAGUACUACUUGAAGUACUACGAAAAUGAAUUGAAAGAAGGGCGCACCCCCGUGAGGCAGGACGCUUCGGCAAAUGCGGCUGCUGCUGUGGCACAAAACGCGCUGGCCCAACUGCACGCCAAGGAAGGUAAAAAACCCGUGCAACAUCAACAGCCUCAGCCGCAACCACAGGUGCAGGUCCAGCCAAUGCAAAUGCAGCAAAUUAUGAGCCAGCAGGAGCUGAGCAGUAGUCGGUACCAGUAUGAUGAAACCUCUGGUUUCUACUACGACUCGCAGACGGGACUGUACUAUGAUCCAAACACACAGUACUUUUACAACUCGCAGACGCAGCAGUACGUUUUUUGGGAUCUCGCGCAGAACGCUUAUGUUCCUGUCCCGGGCACUGAAGAGAAGGAAGACAACAAGAAAAAGAAAGACAAAGUAAAGGUGGCCAAGAAAAUCGCCAAGGACAUGGAGCGGUGGGCCAAGUCGCAAAACCGGAAAAAAGAGGCGCAGCAGAUGCAGCAGCAAAUGCCAGACUUGGCCUCCAUGCAAAAGGCGGCCGUUGCGGACAUAGGGUUUGCGGUCCUUGAGAGACGGGAGAUGAACCCUGAGAGCGGAGCCAGUCCGUUCCACAAUAGGGAGGAUUCUCCAACUGGCUCUAAAUCUGGACUGGUGGCUGCUUAUGGGAAUGACAGUGACUCGGAAGAUGAGUCUGCCAGUUUUACUGAUUGGAGCAAAAUGGCCUGUCUGCUUUGCAAAAGGCAGUUUCCAAAUAAGGAUACACUUGUUAAACACCAGCAGCUCUCUUCUCUUCAUAAAGAAAACCUUGCCAAACUGGGCCUCUCCGACUUGGCGCAAAACGUCGAGUACAGAGAUCGAGCAAAGGAGAGAAGGAAAAAGUUUGGCCAACCUGAAGUGCCAAACAAGUUAAAAGAACGAUACUUGGAGGUGAAAGAAGCAACAACAAGCAAUCAAAGGGGUGCGUACGAGGAACCAGUGAAGGCCAUUGGGAAUGACAACAUCGGCAGCAAACUAUUGCAGAAAAUGGGUUGGAGUGAGGGUAUGGGCUUGGGAAAAACCAAUCAGGGCAGGACCGACAUAAUUGAGGCCAAAAUGAGAACACCUUCUGUGGGUUUGGGUGCCAAAUCGUACGGGAUUGUCCCUGGGGAGAGUUCUUAUAAAGAGAGUGUAAAGAAAAUGGCCUAUAUGCGGUAUCAGGAGUUAGCAGAGCAGGAAAAGCAUUGAACUGUUGCGGGGAAAGGGUUAGGAAUACAAGCAAUUAUCUGUUAAAAGUGUGCAUUUCCUUAUAAGCUCUUGAUAGAGUUGUUUACUUAAAUGAACAGAAUGUGAGCCACAGGUUGUAUUGUGUAUUGCCCCCAAAUUUUUGCUGUAAACAUUUAUGCCUGUCUAUCAGCAAUCCACUCGGCAAAUUAAUAGAAACCAAUUUUGAACUUGUAAAUUUCAUAAAAUAUGUGAUGAAACUUUGCAUUUGUCUGUCACUUUUCCGAUAGAGCUAGAAAUGUAAAAACGCUUUGCGUUAGUGUGCAAGUUGGGAAUCGGUGCUGCUGGCUUGUAUCCUACACUUUGAAAUAAAUUUUAGUUCCUCCCACGUCUUCAUUGCAAUCACUGAAAUAAACCUUACAAUUAGUCAGUCAUACUAUUAUUAGACAAAUUUAAUGAUAUGCAAUGAAAAUGGUAAGUUUCAACACUGUGACCUGUUUAAAUAUUGUUUUAUUGACAUUU
This is a messenger RNA of Neocloeon triangulifer, 3435 nucleotides long. Its product is annotated as RNA-binding protein 5-like. The transcript is spliced from 4 exons. Gene Ontology annotation, biological process: mRNA splicing, via spliceosome. Gene Ontology annotation, molecular function: RNA binding. NCBI's taxonomy places the organism in Eukaryota, Metazoa, Arthropoda, Insecta, Ephemeroptera, Baetidae. Gene Ontology annotation, cellular component: nucleus. The coding region runs from base 205 to 2937 and encodes 910 amino acids. The record is from RefSeq and is a predicted model, not a curated record.